CCGCUGAAUGAAACAAUGAGACGGCAAGUGCUAUUGUUUUUCUCGAUGCUCUCUCUCUGUUCCGUGUUUGGGCAGGUCAGCUACUCUGUUCCAGAGGAAAUGUCGAAAGGCUCGUUGAUCGGAAACAUAGCACAAGAUCUAGGAUUAGAUUUAAAACGCAUGAAAGCAGGGAAAGCUCGCUUACACGGUGGCAGCAGCGCUGAAUACAUCGAGUUGAAUAAAGAAAAGGGACUCCUUCUCAUCAGAGAGAGAAUAGACAGAGAGACGUUAUGCAAACAGACGACUCCUUGUGCUUUACAUUUUCAAAUAAUUUUGGAAAACCCCAUCGAGUUCUAUCGCGUUACCGUAGAAAUAACAGAUAUCAACGACAACGCACCGACGUUCAAAAUGAACAACAUGUUAUUUGAAAUCGGUGAAUCUACUGUGAGGGGGUCCAGAUUCGUAUUAGAGAAAGCGUUAGACUAUGACGUCGGUAUAAACGGACUCGAGAGCUAUACCCUUCACCCAACAGAUAAUUUCGUUUUGAAAGUCAGUGACAACGCGGGUGGAGAAAAGGAGGUGGAGAUGGUCUUGGAGAAACCUCUCGAUCGUGAGAAAGAAGAGCAGUUGACUCUGACACUAACAGCCGUCGACGGAGGUGAGCCUCAGCUGUCAGGGACGGUGCAAAUCCACAUUACUGUACUGGAUGCGAAUGAUAAUGCGCCAGUCUUCACGCAGUCGACAUAUAAAGCUAAUUUAAUAGAAAACUCCCAAAAAGGAACUUCGUUAAUGACUGUGACAGCUACUGAUAAAGAUGAAGGCACAAAUGGUUUAGUAACGUACUCCCUGUGGAGUAACACUGAGGGGAUUUUGGAUUUAUUUGAAAUACACGGAGGAAGUGGAGAGGUGCGUUUGAUUGGGAAGAUAGAUUACGAAACAUCGAAACAUUAUCAAUUAAAUGUUAAAGCAAGAGAUCAAGGUGGGCUCACGGAUUCAUGUAAAAUACUAUUUGACAUUAUUGAUGUGAAUGACAAUCCUCCAGUGAUAGAUCUGAUGUCAACUACACAAUCUAUCCCGGAAGAUUCCGCGUUUCAAACAGUUGUUGCUGUAAUGAAUGUGCACGAUGCUGACUCCGAUAUGAACGGAGUGGUUAGAUGUUUUUUGAGUGACCGUGUGCCUUUCAUUAUUGAAAAUACAUCGAAUGGUUUCUACAGCAUUCUAACAAGCGAUGACCUGGACAGAGAGAGAGCAUCAGAGUAUAACAUCAGUGUGAGCUGCUCUGAUGAGGGAGUGCCCUCCCUCUCCAGCAGCGUCACUCUCACCUCACAGAUCUCUGAUGUGAAUGACAACGCGCCUGUCUUUGAGAGGAGCUCAUAUGAGGCCUACAUUGUAGAAAACAACACACCAGGCCUCUCCAUAUUCACAGUGAGAGCCAGAGACGCUGACUGGAACCAGAAUGCCCGCGUUUCUUACAUCCUGGAGGACUCCUCUGUUAACGGAGUGCCAGUCUCCUCAUAUGUGUCCGUUAGUGCUGAUAGUGGAGUCAUCCAUGCAGUGCGCUCUUUUGACUACGAGCACAUCAAAGAUUUCCACUUCCGCGUCAGAGCUCAGGAUGGAGGCUCCCCUCCUCUCAGCAGCAACGUGACAGUGAAAAUCCUGAUCCAGGACCAGAACGACAACCCCCCUCAGGUCCUGUACCCAGUCCAGACCGGUGGCUCUAUGGUGGCCGAGAUGGUGCCUCGUUCAGCAGAUGUGGGCUACCUGGUGACUAAAGUGGUGGCUGUUGAUGUGGACUCUGGGCAGAAUGCGUGGCUGUCGUAUAAACUGCAGAAAGCCACAGACAGGGCGCUGUUUGAAGUGGGCUUACAGAAUGGAGAAAUAAGAACUAUCCGCCAAGUGACUGAUAAAGAUGCUGUGAAACAAAGACUGAGUGUUAUAGUGGAGGACAACGGGCAGCCCUCUCGUUCAGCUACAGUCAUUGUUAACGUGGCGGUGGCGGACAGCUUCCCUGAAGUGCUGUCGGAGUUCACUGACUUUGCACACGACAAGGAGUACAAUGACAAGCUGACUUUUUACUUAGUGUUGGCUUUGGCUGUGGUUUCCUUCCUGUUCAUCACGUGUUUGGUGGUUAUUAUAUCAGUGAAAAUCUACAGAUGGAGACAGUCUCGCAUCCUGUAUGAGUCCAAGCUCCCUGUGAUUCCAUAUUAUCCACCACGUUACUCAGACACUUUGGGGACAGGGACUCUGCAACACGUGUACAAUUACGAGGUGUGCAGGACGACUGACUCCAGAAAGAGUGACUGUAAGUUCGGCAGAGCUGGUAGUCAGAACGUGCUGAUAAUGGAGCCCAGUUCUACAGGGACGAUGCAGCGGAUACAGAGUGACAAGAGCAUCCUGGACGAGCCAGACUCUCCUCUAGAGGUUAGGCAGUUUCCUUUGGUUAUGUCAAAGCUUCAUGUUUAAAUACAUCAUAUAGAC
Scatophagus argus is the source of this 2457-nucleotide messenger RNA. Its product is annotated as protocadherin beta-16-like. Gene Ontology annotation, cellular component: plasma membrane. The coding region runs from base 16 to 2442 and encodes 808 amino acids. The record is from RefSeq and is a predicted model, not a curated record. Lineage: Eukaryota; Metazoa; Chordata; Actinopteri; Scatophagidae. The transcript has a single exon. Gene Ontology annotation, biological process: homophilic cell-cell adhesion. Gene Ontology annotation, molecular function: calcium ion binding.